AUUUGGAGUAGCUAGCAAGGAGCCAAGCAUCCAUCCAACAGUAUAUGCUACAAAAGCCAACACCACCAUUGUCAAGCGAAAGCAAAGCAGCCAGCCAGCCAGUCAGCUCCAAGAGAGGACCCAAUCAAACCCCAAAAAAAACAAACCAUGGCCACCCACCCUCUCCUCCUCUUCCUUCUCCCCGCCAUAGCCGCCGCCGCCGCAGGAGCAUCACCCUCCUCCUCGGCCUCGACGGACGACACCCCGACGGCGUACGAGAUGCUGGAGCGGUACGACUUCCCGAGGGGGAUCCUGCCGUUAGGCGUGGAAGGUUACGACCUCCGUGCCGACGGGGGAUUCGAGGUCUACUUCCCGCGGGAGUGCGAGUUCCUGCUGUCGCGGCAGUGGCUGGUCAAGUACGACACCCGGAUCGCCGGGGCCGCCUCCGCGGGGAAGCUCUCUGCCCUGGAGGGGAUCUACGUCAAGGUGCUCUUCCUCUGGGUCCCCGUCGCCGAGGUCGACCGCGACGGCGACCGCCUCAGCUUCUACAUCGGCCCCGUCUCCACCUCUUUCCCUCUCGGGGACUUCGCCGACAGCCCCCACUGCCGCGGCUACGACCUGACACGGGGACGAGGACGACAUGGCGCCCGGCUCGUGGAUGGCGGUGAUGUGUACGCUUUGUAGAUUGGCUGUUUUGGUUUAGAUCCGAUUACUGCUGCUGUUGUGGCGGAAGAUACUACGGAGUACGUACGUACGGUACGACCCAGUAGAUGUCGUUUUGGGGGGGAUACUGGAUACGGCUUUGAGGGGUUUUGAUUUUUGAACGAGACGCUCGAACUAUGAAUCAUUGUCUCGAAUCGAUUGGCCUUCGAGCUUCAGACUGUUGUUGUUUAUUUAUUAAUAAUAUAUGCUGCGUAUGAUUGCGAUGAA
Brachypodium distachyon (stiff brome) is the source of this 909-nucleotide messenger RNA. RefSeq lists its product as uncharacterized. Bases 148 to 663 code for a protein of 171 amino acids. The transcript has a single exon. The record is from RefSeq and is a predicted model, not a curated record. Lineage: Eukaryota; Viridiplantae; Streptophyta; Magnoliopsida; Poales; Poaceae.